Messenger RNA from Argiope bruennichi, 2444 nucleotides. Its product is annotated as gastrula zinc finger protein XlCGF8.2DB-like. The record is from RefSeq and is a predicted model, not a curated record. Gene Ontology annotation, cellular component: nucleus. NCBI's taxonomy places the organism in Eukaryota, Metazoa, Arthropoda, Arachnida, Araneae, Araneidae. The coding region runs from base 246 to 1343 and encodes 365 amino acids. The transcript has a single exon.
CCCAUAAAUGCUUAUAAGCCAUCAAGCGCAUGUUACUGCGCAAAUCACUUCACACAGAUUUACCAGAGAAAUCCGUGCGGAGAUUAGCAGUAGACAGAUUUUGCGAUAUGAAAGGUAAACAAAUUGGCGAUAUCCUGACCAUCCACCGUAAGGGAAAUAUCUUCGCCGUAUGUUAAAACCUUUAUAGAAAUGAGUUUUCAGCGAAUAUUUUUUUAAAAACACAUUAAUUUAUUCAUAUCAGUGACAUGCUGCAUACAUGUGAUAUAUGUGGUAAAGGAUUUUCUAAGAGAAAUAAUUUAAGAAUUCAUUUAAAGAUUCAUUCAAAUGAAAAACCUCAUGUAUGUGAAAUAUGUGCCAAACGAUUCUCUGUGAAGAAUAGUUUAAGAAAUCACAUGCUGACUCAUACAAAAGAAAAACCUUAUGUAUGUGAAUUAUGUGCCAAAGGAUUCACAGUCAUGAAUGGUUUAAGGAAGCACAUGCUGACUCAUACAAAUGAAAAACCUCAUGUAUGUGAACUAUGUGCCAAAGGAUUCUCAUUGAAGGAUAGUUUAAAAAAGCACAUGCUCACUCAUACAAAUAAAAAACCUUAUGUAUGUGAACUAUGUGCCAAAGGGUUUUCAUUUAAAGGUAGUUUAAGACAGCAUUUGCUGAGUCAUACCAAAGAAAAGUCUCAUAUUUGUGAGAUAUGCUGUAAAGGAUUUUCACAUAAAGGUAAUUUGAAACAGCAUCUAUUGAUUCAUGCAGAAGAUAAGCCUUUUGCUUGUGAAGUGUGUGCUAAAAGAUUUUAUGGAAAAGGUAAAUUAAAACGACAUUUAAAUGUCCAUUCAAAAGAAAAGCCUUAUGCAUGUGAAGUGUGUGGUAAAAAAUUUUCUGCCAAGGCAACUAUGAAAAGCCAUUUACUGGUUCAUACAAAUGAAAAACCUUAUAAAUGUGAAAUUUGCGACAAGAGUUUUUCUAAGAAUUGUGUUUUAAAAACACAUGCACUAACUCAUUUGAAGGAAAUAUCUCAUUCAUGUAAAGUAUGUAGUGAAAAAUUUCCAACUAACUAUGCAUUACGAUUGCAUGCAUUGACCCAUUCAAAUAAAGAGCCUUAUACAUGUAAAAUAUGUACUAAAGCAUUUUUAUUCAGUAGUUAUUUACAGAAACACUUAGAAUAUCAUGCGAAUGAGAUGCCUUAUGCAUGUGAAGUGUGUGGUAAAAAAUUUAAUUUCCAAUGUAAUUUGAAAAGACAUUUAUUGGUUCAUACAAAAGAAAAGAAUUUUUCAUGUGAUGUUUGUGGUAAAAAAUUUGCUCAUAGUGGUAAUUUAAAACAACAUUUAGUGACUCAUCUAGAAAACUUUUGAUCUGUAUGAAUGUGCACUGCAUAGUAUCUAGUCAAUUUGUAAUUAAAGAAUUUGAUUGAUAUAUAUUUUGAAACAACAUUUAUUUAUUCUAAAAUUGCUGGAGAUCAGUUUUUAUGAAAUUCCUCGUACCUACAAAGUGUAUGAAAAACUGCUUUCAAUCAAAUUUAUACAAAUAUACUGAUUUGUAAAGAUGGAAAAAAAAAAUUAUUCAUUUACACUUUUAAAAAUCUUAUUGAUAAAAAAUGUGGUAAAUGGAUUUUUUCUAGAAAUUUAAAUAAGGCACAUUUAAUUAUUUUAAGGAAAAGUUGUUUAUUGAUAAAAUAUCUUCUAAACUAAUUUCACUUAAAUGAGAUAGACUUGACUUAAGACUAUGGUGCUAUCAAGAGAGGAUUUUUUUUUUUGUGGCAAUUUCCUGCUAAAUAUGGUGAUCCUGAUUUCUUGUAGAUUGCCAAGAAGGAGUUUUAGUGAAUUACUUGACAGCUAAUGUGAUUUUGACAAGGAACUUUACCAUAAUUCUUAUUAAGAUAUGUUAAAAGAUACCUAUCAAAUCAUAUGAAUGUAAAAUGUCUGAUAAAGAGUCUUACAGAUGCAGGAUACAUGCUGACCUUAUAUAUGUGAAAUUAUUGAUAAGUAAGUGGCUUUGUAAAAUGAAUUGGCUAAUACAUGGAAGAAUUUUAAAUUUUAUUUUAAUACUCUUGUGAUUAGAUUUCUUGUAUAAAACUCAUGUUGCCAUUAAAACAAUAGCAACAACUUAUCUCUGUGUGUUGAAUGCAUAGUUUAAAAAAACCGUUCCAAACUUAGUCCAAAUUUACAUAUAUUAUAUAUUGUAAUGUAAGUAUUCUCCUUGUGUUAAAAUAUUUUUAUGAAAGAAAAAGUUGCAAUUCUGUAUGUUAUUCAUGUAAAGCCAUAUGUAAACUGUGUUAGGAAUAUUUCAUAGUAAUUUUAUCUUAUCAAAAGGAUAUUCUUGUAACUAUUAAAUAGAAUUGAAGCACAUUUUUUUCUUCUGGAAUACAUGCAGAUAUAUAGAAAUGAACAUAUAAUACAGAAUUUUUGUGAAUGUAAACUACAUCAGUGAAAAAUUCUUAUUGCUGUAACUAACUA